Nerophis lumbriciformis (worm pipefish) is the source of this 4026-nucleotide messenger RNA. Its product is annotated as protein transport protein Sec24C. Lineage: Eukaryota; Metazoa; Chordata; Actinopteri; Syngnathiformes; Syngnathidae. The record is from RefSeq and is a predicted model, not a curated record. Gene Ontology annotation, biological process: COPII-coated vesicle cargo loading; intracellular protein transport; endoplasmic reticulum to Golgi vesicle-mediated transport. Gene Ontology annotation, molecular function: SNARE binding; zinc ion binding. Gene Ontology annotation, cellular component: endoplasmic reticulum exit site; COPII vesicle coat.
UUUCGUUGAAAAGUGAUAUUUGUCUAUUUAUUUUAACUCGAACGUAAAGAGUCCUCGUAGUUGACUGACGUGAAACUCUGCCGGUGUUUGUGCUUCAGUACCCGGGGUUGGUGACAGGAAUCUCGGCACGCCAUGACUGCUACUUCCGCUGUUACUAGCCAAAGGUAUGCUAUCGUUAUCGUACCCGAAAAAAACAACUAUUUUACAUUUUAUUAGGAUUCAUUUUCAGGUUUUUAUUAUUUGAAGCAAACUGCUGCUGAAGUGCUUCUGUUCCUUUGAUUUAUGUUAGAAAGAAAAUUGUGUUUAUUUUAUUGACCCCGCCUGUAAUGAGAUCGCGACCAAUCAAAUGCGCGAUAGUGGAUGAUGGACGUCCCCACAGCCAAUCAGAGCCGAACACCCUUCCCACAGUGGGCGGGCCCAAGUGGCUUCCACACCCCUCUCUGCAGUCCUCUCCCCGGUUUCCAGCAUCUCAACCUGGGCUCGCCCUCUGACCAGACACCGCCGUGUCCGCCACCCGGGCAAACGUCACCAUGGUCCCCUUACAGCUGUCACCCGGGAGCAUGUGGCUCCAUCCUCUCGCCGCCUUACGUACAUGGAACUCAGUCACCGCCUUACACCCCAGGGGCCAUACCCCAAUUUGUCCCCGAUGCACAGGAAAGGAGCACAGUGCAGCAGUCCCCGAACGCAGAGUCCCGGUAUGGACUGGACCCAGAGCUGCUUCCCAGUGCGGUGAAAGUGAUGGCGGACGACAGGGCGCAGUGGGAGGGGAAGGUUUUUGUCUCGGAGCCUUUUUGUUCUCUACCUCCUCUGCCGACCACUACCUGCAUCGUGGAGGACGGAGGCAGCGCCAGCCCCAACGCCAUGCGCUCUACCUCGUACUGCGUUCCCUGCGACGGUCCCACCGCCCUCCUCGCCCGCCUGCCCCUGGCCACCCUAGUGACACCCCUGGCCAAACAGAACCCAAUAGAGACGCCCUUGCCGGUGUGCGCGGAGGAAGUGUGCGUGAAGGGAUGUCGUUGGUGCGGAGCGUCCAUGUGCGCCGCCAUAAGCUGGGAGGACUGUGGGCAGAGGUUCUACUGCCCCUUUUGUGGGAAACUCACUGAAGUGCCGUGGCAAGACUACCAGCCCACAGACGGCGUGGGCGGGGCUCGGCUUGAUCGACAGCAGAGGCCCGAACUCCACAUGGGAUCUUACGAAGUCCUUCACGCCCGCCAGGGUGAAGCGGCCGUAUUGCUCCUCGCCAUCGACGUGUCGGCCGCGGCGCUCCGAUGCGGCCAUUUGGAGUUUGUGACGCAGCAAAUCCUCACUCUGCUGGCCUCACUGCUCAGCGAGGAGGGCGGGGCCUCCUGGUCGGACGUCCGCGUGGGUCUGCUGACGUACGACAGCAGAGUGCAGCUGUAUGACCUCAGCCCCGCCCUGUCCCGCCCGCACAUGUUGGUCCUCGCUGAGACGGAGGAGGAGAUGCAGCUCCCUGCCAGGGAGGGGCUGCUGGUCCCUCUUAGGGACUGCAUAGACUCCGUCACCAGUGUGUUGCAGCUCAUCCCACAGUUCAGUCCAGAGGGGGACGACUCCACAGGUGUCCCCGUGGAGCUGCCAGUCAAAGCGGGACUUGCAGUUCUGCAGACCCUCACGUGUCCUGGCAAGCUGCUUGUCUUCCACGCCGCCCCUCUAAUAGAGACAGGACAUGCUCAGACCUCCUCAGGCUUUUUUGGUUCCAACAAGACUAAGUCCAUCUUCCAGCCGCCAGAGGCCGCCGUCUCCUUGGCCAAGGCGUGCGUCCGUCAGGGCUGUGGCGUCCACCUGUUUGUCCUCUCUCAGCAAGACGUGGGCGGGGCUUGGCCGGGGCACGUCCCCUACCUGACAGGGGGAGCGCUGUACUCCUACAACCACCUGCAGGGAGAUUUGGACCGGGAGCGUUUCAGCAGAAACCUAAGACGUGCCGUCCAAGCAGAGGUCGCCUACCAGGCUGAGCUCAGCUUAUUUGUCAGCAAAGGUUUGCGGGUCUCCGGCUGUUAUGGACUCUUUGUCCCCGGUCCGAGCCCGAGCCAGGUCGUCAUGGCAACCCUCGACUGGCAGACAACGCUGGCCGUGGAGCUGGCUCACAGCAGCGCCCUUGAUGAGACGAAAGGUGUCGCCAUACAGGCCGUCCUGACGUACGCCACGCGGGCCGGGGAGCGGCGCUCCAGGGUGCACACGCUGACGCUGCGAUGCUCGCGACACCUGCAGGAUACUUUCCGCCAGUGCCAGGCCCAAACGCUGCUCACCUUCUACUGCAAAAAGAUGUACUGUGCAGUGCUGGAGCGCCCCCUGCAGGAGCUGCGCGAGGAGCUGCAAACAGACCUCACGGAAGCGCUGGCGUCCUACCGUAAACACGGCUGCUCCGCUUCGGUGUCCACCGGUCAGCUUGUCCUCCCUCAGGGCCUCCGAGCACUUCCCGUCUACGUCAACAGUCUGAGGAAGAGCGAGGUGCUGCUGCCGGGCCUGCGCACCUCCUCCGUCCACCAGCGCCUGCAGCAGCGCUGUCAGGUCCUGCGACUCGACGCCUCGGCGAGCGCCGCACACUUCUACCCGCUGCUCCUGCCUCUGCCGAUGUCACCCGCCAACCACGACGAGCCUUCAGUCCCGCUAGAGGCCCUGCGCUGCUCCGGUGCCAGCCUGCAUCCCGGCGGCGUGUAUCUGAUGCACACGCCGCACACCCUCCUGCUCUGGGUGGGCGCCCGGGUGCCGGCGGUCACCCUGGUGGAGCUCUUCAACGUCACCUGCUUCUCCUCGCUGCUCUCCGGAGAGACCAAGCUGCCUGUCCUGGACAACGCCUCGUCCGUCGGUGUUCGAUCCCUCGUCCACGCGCUGGACUCAGAAGCCCCCUGCGCCCGUGAGUUGCUGCUGGUGAAGCAGGGCGACGCCUGUGAGGAGCUCCUGCAGCGCCACCUAGUGGAGGACAAGAGCCCCAACGGAGGUGCCUCGUACGCCGACUUCCUCUACCAUCUGCACGUCAACUCUGUGCGCCUCCUGCAGUGACACUUCCAGUAAUAAUAAUAAUAAUAAUAAUAAUAACUGGGAUUUAUAUAGCGCUUUUCUAAGUACCCAAAGUCGCUUUACAUGUAGAACCCAUCAUUCCUUCACACCUGGUGGUGGUAAGCUACUUUCAUAGCCACUUCUUUAUUUAUUUUGGUGUCCAAAAUUCAAAAGUAUACGGGGGCCGUUUUGAUAUUUUUUUUUAUUUUGUAAAAACACAAUGCUAAAAACCAGGCCCAGGCCCUAACCAAUCUGGCGCCCUAGGCAAGAUUUUAGGUGGCGCCCCCCCCCCACAUCGGCAGUGAAGUGUAUAUACUCACAAGAACCCGAAUAGCUUUGUCUUUGACCUUUUUUUUUUUUUUACUUACAACUAUACCAGCAUACCUGCCAACUACUCCGGUUUUCCCGUAAUUAGUACGGUUUUCAUCAACCUAUUCCGGGUUACGGUUGCAGUGAUAAAAAAAUACGGUUUUUCAUUCAUGAAAAAAAAAAAAAAGGGUGAAAACUACGCGAAUUGCACCUUGUGCAGACAAGAUUUUUCGAUCGGACACGGAGGAAUUAGCGAUGUAAAAGACCACGUUGGGACAAAAAAAACACAAGUCUGAUGCCGUUGCUAGCGAUGCAAGUGGAAAACUUUCAACGUUUUUCGUCGCCCAAACAGAUUCUUUGGAUGUGAUGAAUGCCGAAGUUUUAUUUACGGAGGCAAUAAUUGAGCAUGGACUUCCAAUCGCACUGGCUGAUCACAUGGGACAGUUAAAUGUUUGUAAUGCCAUCCAUCCAUCCAUCUUCUUCCGCUUAUCCGAGGUCGGGUCGCGGGGGCAGCAGCCUAAGCAGGGAAGCCCAGACUUCCCUCUCCCCAGCCACUUCGUCCAGCUCCUCCCGGGGGACCCCGAGGCGUUCCCAGGCCAGCCGGGAGACAUAGUCUUCCCAACGUGUCCUGGGUCUUCCUCGUGGCCUCCUACCGGUCGGACGUGCCCUAAACACCUCCUUAGGGAGGCGCUCGGGUGGCAU